This is a messenger RNA of Coregonus clupeaformis (lake whitefish), 419 nucleotides long. RefSeq names its product caspase-2-like. Gene Ontology annotation, molecular function: cysteine-type endopeptidase activity. NCBI's taxonomy places the organism in Eukaryota, Metazoa, Chordata, Actinopteri, Salmoniformes, Salmonidae. The transcript is spliced from 2 exons. Gene Ontology annotation, biological process: proteolysis. The record is from RefSeq and is a predicted model, not a curated record. The coding region runs from base 91 to 324 and encodes 77 amino acids.
UGUAGUGUCUGUUGGUCCCUAUUAGGUAAUGUAGUGUGUUGGUCCCUACUAGGUAAUGUAGUUUGUUGGUCCCUACUAGGCACUGCAGCCAUGAGGAACACCAAGAGAGGAUCCUGGUUCAUCCAAGAGCUCAACUCAGCACUCCGCUUCAGAGCCAGAGACACACACCUAUCAGACAUACUGGUGCAGGUGAAUGGUCGUAUUAAAGAAAGAGAAGGCUAUGCUCAUGGCACCCCCCACCAUCGCUGUAAGGAGAUGUCUGAAUUCACCAGCUCCCUCUGCAAAGACCUCUACCUGUUCCCCAAGUACCACCCUCAGUACUGACACACACACAUUCCGGCGCACCUACAUCGUCACACACACACCGCACCCACUACUGACACACACACACACUGUUAUACACACUCAUAGAGGAUUCA